GGUAUGACUACGACGAACAGUUCGACCGCAAUGCCAGAGCCGCCACCCUACAACUGUAUCCAUGGGGCUCUUACUCCUUCCGUGUGAAAUCACGGAACAGUUUGGGAUCCAGCAAGCCUAGCCCAGCCACAUCCCGAACUUGCACAACACCCCCAGAUAGACCGGAUAGGAAUCCGAGCAAUGUGAGGACACGGACAGACAAGAAGAAGACGCUGAUUAUUGAGUGGACGCCAAUGAGCCGGUUGUACUUUCACGGCCCCAACUUCCGGUACCAAGUGAAAUGGCGUAGUAAAGGGACGUUUAUCUGGGGCUCGAUCCUGGUCACCGACCCUAACCAAGGUCACACAGAGGUGGAGACAAAUGACGUGUACACGGUGUAUGAACUUCAGCUUCGCUACUGGAAAGCGAGUGAGGAGUGGAAGAACAAGAAAAAAGAGGUAGAAAUUAUUCUCGGGGAAGACCUUCAGAGCCACGGGCCACAGAUCAAAGUGGCCCUCUCCGAUCUCCCCGCCUACACCACUUUGAGAGCCCAAGUCGCUGUUAUGAACAGCCACUACACUGGGCCCUUCAGUGAUGAGUUGGACUUCUUCACGCAAGAGGGCGUGUCCGGCGUACAGCUGGGACAGGCCAGACCCCUCCUGCCCCACAUCAACGACCCGUCCGUCCUGGGUGCCCGCAUCACGGGGCUCCGGCCAGGUCACAGGUACCGCUUCAUCGUCUGGGCCAGGACCAAGAAAGGCCGCGGGGAGUUCGCCUUUAUCGACGUCAUGACGGCCAAGGGACAGCCGCCCCACCCACCCCGGGUUCAGGUGUCAGAGCUGAGGAACUCCAGCGUGAACAUCACCUGGAUGUCAGACCAGGCCACCCGGGACAUGAAGUAUCAAGUGGAGUACCGACAGCCAGGUCGCGCUGACUGGCACAACACGGAGUACGUGUACGACAAGUCCUGGCUCAUGCUGGACAGAGCUGACGUGCCAGUGUCCGACCUGGAGAUCCGCCUGGUGGCCAGCAACAGGCUCGGGGACACGGCCACCAGCCGGACCAUCGCCGUGGCCAAGAUAGUGCAACAAGAGAGUUCCCAUAAACAAAAACGCACGCCCAACACGAACAAAGGGUCAAGCGCCACCUCAUGGCACUGGUCAACCUCGCUCAUUUCACCUGGCCUGGGAGUAGCCACCUCGCUUUUGCUGACCAAUCUCGUCUUCCGCCGAUGACAUUACUUUGCUAUAUUGUCCGAGUGUCAACAGCAACUGUGAACAUGUUUUUCUAGUUAAAAGAGAAAAAAAGAAUAUAAGUAUAUUUUAUGAGCAACAAUUCUUUUUUCACAUUGGUAGUAUUCUGAACUGACUCACGCCCUGAAUAUAUCAUUUUAUGCUAUUAAAUUAUGCUUUAAUGCUUUCAUGUUAUCGCAAAUGUUAUCAUUAUCAUUAUCAUCUUCUUCAUCAUUGCAACUGCUAUCUUCAAUGCGGUUAAUAUCAAUAUUACCAUCAUCGUACAUGUCAGCGGUAUUAUCAUUAUCCUAUUGCUGAUGGCUCUCAAUCUUCUUCGUUUGGGUGAAGGCAGUCACCACCAACACCAGCUUUAUCCUCAUGGCCGUCGUUGCUGCCCUUGUUGUUUUAGCUUGCCGCACCAUCACAAUAUUAUACUACGUUUACCAUUGCUAAAACAACUGUCUUUCUCAUCUGCUGGGCGUUUUAUUCUUGCUGACAUAUUGUUAUGAUCAUGGUAAAAACUUCAAUGUCAUGCUUACUGCAAAGGA
This is a messenger RNA of Aplysia californica (California sea hare), 1759 nucleotides long. Its product is annotated as protein sidekick-2. The record is from RefSeq and is a predicted model, not a curated record. NCBI's taxonomy places the organism in Eukaryota, Metazoa, Mollusca, Gastropoda, Aplysiida, Aplysiidae. Gene Ontology annotation, molecular function: protein binding.